Molecule: messenger RNA, 1065 nt
Organism: Mya arenaria
Lineage: Eukaryota; Metazoa; Mollusca; Bivalvia; Myida; Myidae
Source: the annotation of a RefSeq genome assembly
AUGGCAAUUAGGCGGAUAGGGCCCAGAACCGUAAUAUGUGUGCUUUGGGUAUUAAGGGGGUUGUUGGGUGUAAUUUUAAGAAAGGGUCUGUUUGGGGUGUGGUUUUGGUUGGAAUGAGGAUUUGCAGGUGCCAUUUGUCUGGUUUCAGGUGUGUCUUUAGAGGAAAAUGAAGGGGCUAUAAAGUAUUUUAUUUUUCAGAGCCUCGGCUCAAUAUUAAUCUUUUUUUCUUUUGUUAUAAUUAGUUGCGGAGGAUUACUUUCUAUUUGAAGGGGGGGUGUAAGAGGGUUUGUCGGAAUUCUAAUCAAGUUAGGGAUAUUUCCUUUCCAUUUUUGGGUGCCUUCUGUAAUAGGGUUAAUCUCUUGAAAAAGCUGUUUUCUUAUUGGAUGAAUACAAAAAGUUGGUCCUCUUUAUGUUUUAAGAAAUUUUGGGAUUUCUAGAAGAAUAUAUGGUUUUCUUGAGGUUAGGGCUUUUCUUACUAGUGUGGUAGGUGCUCUAGGGGGAAUAGGGAUUUUACCUUAUCGUGUUUUAAUUGGAUACUCAUCCUUAGUGCACAGGGGAUGAUUAGUAGUUGUUUGUUUAUGCAGUAGAGUUUUUUUAUAUGUAUAUUUAUUUGUAUAUGGUAUUGUUUUUUUCUUUGCAGUAUCAGUUUUAAGAGAAAAAAAACUGUUUAGUUUUUUGGACCAUUGUAAUAUAUAUGAUAACUCUAAACAGGGGGCUUGAGAAAAUGAAAUAAGAAAGAUUGGCGUUCUAAUCCAUUUAAGUUCUUUAUCUGGAAUACCUCCAUUUUUAGGUGGAACACUAAAAAUGCUUAGGGUUUAUGUUCUUUGGCAGAAAUUUCCUUUUUCGUGUUUAAUUUUGGUUAUAUGUUCCAUUAUUAGGUUUUACUUUUAUUUGAGGUUAAUUAUAAAUUGUUUAGUAAGAAUUGGAACAAGCUCUAGGGGUAACUUCAUUUCAAAGGAAGGGCGUUCUUUUUGAAGUGGAAUAAGUUCAGGUGACCUGUUGAUUUUGGUUGUGCAGAUGUGAGGGGGAAUAGGGUUAGUUUACCUUCUAGGGUUUUUAACUUAA